This is a messenger RNA of Podarcis lilfordi (Lilford's wall lizard), 4745 nucleotides long. Lineage: Eukaryota; Metazoa; Chordata; Lepidosauria; Squamata; Lacertidae. The record is from the annotation of a GenBank genome assembly.
GUAUUAGAGAAGCUGAGCCAUCACCAGGUGAGUAACAACUUCUUUGAUGGGGUUUGUCUUGCGGGGGGGGGGGGAAUCUCCUUUCCAAUAUGCUCACCAGCCCAUCUUGCUCUCUCCACAGCCUGUGGCCAACUGGUCCCCUCUGCCCGCAUUGUAGGUGGUGAGGAGGCUGAGGUGGGUGCAUGGCCAUGGCAGGCCAGCUUGCAGAUGUUCGACUCACACCAAUGUGGGGGAACCCUCAUUGCCUCACGCUGGGUACUCACAGCUGCACAUUGCUUUAGCAGGUGAGAAGAGAGCCCCCAAACUUCUCUAUCUUCUUAGGGAAACCUGGAGACCUUGUUCCCAUCUUUUUUAAUUUUUUACCUGUAAAAUGAUACUCCCCUUUCAGACAAUGCAGGCAUUCUGGUAGCCAUCUUCUCUCAUUUCCUCACCAAGGUGGUUGUCAUUUGCUGUAUAUUAGGGUUGGGAAACCUCAGGUCUGAGGGGCCAAAUGCAACCCUCCUUUCCUCUUUAUCAGACCCCUCAGGAGUCUCCCAGGCCAUGCCCUCUCCCCUUCAUUAUGCCCCACUUGCUAAUCCUACUUUGACUCAUCCUCAUUCUGGUUAGAAUGUGCCAUUGAAGGUGUCUUCCCCUUUUUCCUUUCUCACAGGACUCUGAAAGUAUUUUUACUCAUCUGCUCUCAUUUCUUCUCCCCUUCUUCUUUCACACUUUUGUACCCUAUUGCCACCCCAAAUUGACAGUUUCCUUGAAACCAGAGGUCUGAAUACUCUACUGCACUCUCUCCUCUUGUGUUUUAUUAGCCAGCAUCUUUGUCUAUAGUAUUACAGAUCCUUCCUUGUUUGUCGUCAUAUUGGGAGCCCACAAUCUCUCAUACCCUGGACCUGAAGCUGUGUCAGUUCUUGUGAAGCAAAUCAUCAUCCACUCUGACUUCUUGGGAUACAGGGAUGGCAAUGAUAUUGCGCUUAUGGAACUGGAAGGCCCUGUCAACUUCACCCACCGCAUCCAGCCUGCCUGCAUCCCAGGACCUUCCAUCUCCUUCCUUCCCAGGUUGGGGUGUUGGGUCGCAGGCUGGGGAAACAUCCAAUCGGGAGGUGAGAAAGUCAGGGCUGGCUACACAUUUGACGGGGCCCUGGGAGGGCCCCUCUGCUGUGCCUCUCUCUCCCGUGUUGCUGGAAAAUCUUUGCCUGGAAAUGACUGGUGAGCAGCAAAAGUACUACUACCACUUUUAUUUUCCAUAAUGCUCUGAAAUUUUGGGAUAUUAAAAAGGCAGCUAGACCCAGUCACCUGACGCUGCUCAAGGCACUGGACCAGGAAAAACCUUUCCAAAGGAAACCCAGGACACAAAUCAGUAAUGGGCUUUUCGAGGGUGCCAGAAUCCAAGCUACUCAAGGCUGCCACCUGCCAGCAUCAGAUUUGUUAGCAGUAAAUCAGAGUUCCUAUUUACCUAGGAUAGUUCCUGCUUACCUAGGAUAGUCCCUGGCAAAUCACUAUGUUUGAUGUUUGCCUCUGGGGGCGGGCCAUUUGUGUGUGGGGGUGUGCUUUUAAUAAAGAAUGAAAUCUUAGGGAGAACGUGUAUUCCAUCCUCUAUGUUAGUAAAAUGGUGGUUAAAAUGGAAACACUCAAGGUCACUUUGUCAACUCAUUAGAGUUUAGAAGCCAGAAAGGCCCGUUUCAAAAAGUGCAAAGCAGGUUUCAGGAAUGAGGCUUUGCUCAAAGUACGCCUUGGUCAAAUUUGCAUUAUCUCCCACCUCUCUCUCUUUCUCUCUCUCUCCCAGUCCCACUACCUGAGCCAGAGCUCCUACAGGAAGUGCUGCUUCCGCUGAUGGAUACAGCUACCUGUGAGGCACUUUACAGUGACUAUAAAGAUGAAAAAACUCCAAGUACUAGUGUAAUCAAGGAUGACAUGAUGUGUGCAGGAUACAUGGAAGGGAAAAGGGAUGCCUGCCAGGUACAAUGUAUUCAUUUAUGACAUUUUUAUCCCACCUUUCCUCCAAUUAGCUCAACCUUCUGCCCUCCUGAAACACAUUUUAUCCUUACAACAGCUUAGACUGAGAGAGACACUUGCCCACCUUUCAUGGCUGAAGAGAAAUUUAAUUGGAUGCUUACUUCUUCCUGGGUGGGGGCCUGUUGCAGCCUCUCACACUCAGUCACCGUUGGGGGCAUUUCCCAUUGAGUUCCCACUGGCUGCUGCAUCUCAAAUUGGCCAAUCAACGGCCUCUUUUGGGGGUGUACCUCGCAGGCUGAGAGAGCAUUGGCUGCACACAUGCCCUCACAACCAGUGAGACAUAAAAGCCGGGAGUGCUGCCCUGUCUAAGCACUUCCUGAAGCUAGUGUGACACUAGUGUAAUGACUAUCAGUGGCACAGUUAGGUAAUUUUGAAACUGGACUUAAUUGUCUUGUGUCUCUCUUCCUUAGAUGGCAAUGAUAUUGCUUCACUUCCUCUGAUAUUACUUUCUCUGAAUACCAGUUACUGGGAAACAUAGAUGGGGCAUACAGUUGGCCUCUGUGAGAACAGAGUGCUGGAUCAGAUUGGUGUUCGGCCUGAUCCAGCCAUGUUCUUAGGAAGAUCCUGUCGGAUCACACCAAAGAUGCACCUAGUCUAGCAAUCUUGUUCUCACCAUGGCUAACCAAAUGCCUGUAAGAAACCCACAGGCAGGACCUGAGUACAACAGCACUCUCACCACUUUUGAUGAGCAGCAAGUGAUAUUCAGGGGCAUAUCACCUCCUCUGGAGGUAGGAUAUAGUCAUCAUGUCUAGCAACUAUUGAUAGUUAUUCUCUGAAAACUUGUCUAAAAUCAAUGUCUGUGCCCAUCAGAAUGGGUGCUAUAUAUUUCAACAGAUAAUUGCAAAUGGGUGAUUGGUAACAGGUUUUAAUUUAAAUGGUAAUCGUCAAUUCAGAUUAAAUGGGAAUGAAAAUAGAGGCUGGAAUUUUCAUAACAACAUCGUGUGGAUGCUGAGAAAAACUUGCAUACAUGAGGCACACCAAUACAGCACCCUCGCUGAAGCACCCUACAUCUUGCAGAGAACUCCAUAAUGUGUGCAUUGUUUAAAAAAACAAAACAAAGAACAACAACACCCUUCUGGCCCUCCAGUUGUUGAUGGACUACAAUUUAUGUCAUCCUUGACCCAUGGCAAUGAUGGCUGGGGCUGAUGGGAGCUGGCAUCCAUCAUCAUGUGGAAGGCCACUAGUUCCUAAUUACUGUAUUAGUCCUUCCUGGGCUGGCAUUCCUUGCCAGACUUCUGCUAGAGAUAUCCACAUAGCUUUUGGUUCCUGGAGGCAAAUAUCUAAGACACUAUUGGAGCAAGGAUCUUCAUAUUCUCUUGUCCCUUCUUUGUUAUCCUAAUGCACCAGAACAGUUUAGCACGGAAGAGUAAAAAGUAUGCCCAUAAUGGUUGACCUCACCAAUGGUUGACCUCACCACUGAUGAGUUGACACAUCUACAGUUUGCAUCUUUCAGUCCUAUUUUGUACAGUAAUCAAGCUACUGAAAGAAGAGCAGGACUAGUAGUGCUCUUAAAGUAAAAGGGAAAUAAAUUACAUCAGAAGAAGCCAGCAUGGUGCCCUCUAUAUAUUAUUGUACCACCACCAUUGUCCAUCAACAUCUGGAGGGCAUCACAGUGUUUAUCACCCAUGUUUUACACUAUAAACUUUGUAGCUGGGCACAGCUGGCCAUGUCUAACAGCACCUUCUCAAAAUCUUUUUUUUUUUUUAAUGACCAGCAACAUAGAUACAAAAUAGGAAACACAUAAAAAAUCCAAAUGCAUAUAAUAGAGUAGAAUAGGGAUGGGGUGGGGGAAUAAGGUAGAAAAAAAUAUCAUAGAGUAAAAUAGGUAAAGGUAAAGAGACCCCUGACCGUUACGUCCAGUCGAGACCGACUCUGGGGUUGUGAUGCUCAUCUCGCUUUAUUGGCCGAGGGAGCCGGCGUACAGCUUCUGGGUCAUGUGGCCAGCAUGACUAAGCCACUUCUGGCGAACCAGAACAGCACACGGAAAGCCGUUUACCUUCCUGCCAGAGCGGUACCUAUUUAUCUGCUAGGUUGGCAAGAGAGAGUAAAAUAAGCAACUUAAAAAAUUAGAAUCCUGUCACAAACUCCAAAGAGGAAAAUUACAAAAUGUCUAGAAUCAUUUCCUGGUAGGUUUUGCUUGCUGCAGCACAGUGCUUGGCCACACAGAGAGCGAGACAUGCAUGUUGAUCCGGAAGGCGCCAAAGGAUGUAAAAUGCAUCUGAUCAUCCUGGCAGAUUUGAUAAGAAAGGUUCAAUAGACAUUGUGCACCAUUCACAAUAAAAGGAGCUAUACAGGAGGACAUGAGUCACUAAUCUGAUCUCUCUGGAGUCAUGGGAGCACUUCUGCUUGUGGGAGGGGGUGCUUGUGUUUUUUUUAUCUCCAAGGCUUCUGCAAAGAGGACAUUUAGCACUUCCUGCAUAAGAUGCAGGUGGUGGCUGUGGUGGGAUUGGGGAUAUGUAUUCCUGGUGGAUAAUCAUUUUUUCCUUUAUUUUUCUUUACAGGGGGACUCAGGAGGACCACUGAUUUGCCCGUGGGGUGGGGCUUGGCUUGUGGCUGGUGUGGUGAGCUGGGGGGAUAUUUGUGCUGCCCCUAAGCGUCCUGGUGUCUAUACCCGGGUCAGCGCCCACAGCAGUUGGAUCUUGAGACAUGCCCCAGAAGUGACUGCCAAUUUCAUCAAUGGUGCCUCAAGCAGGGUUUGUGCCCAGUUUCUGGUACUAGUAGCGCUACACUGCCUUUAUUAA